UCUCCCGGUCCCAUCGAAGAAGAAAGCUAUAGAGAGAGUUUGAGUGUUUAUGCAUCAGUGAGAGAAAGAGAAAGAGAGAGAUUAGAGAGGAUGUGGGAAGGAGGAUCUUCGGCUGUUUCACCAGCCGGAGACGAUGCAGCAGCAGCGGCCGGAGGUAGGAGAAAACCGUCGUGGAGGGAGAGAGAGAACAAUAAGCGGAGAGAAAGGAGGAGGAGAGCAGUAGCCGCCAAGAUAUUCACCGGUCUUAGAGCUCAGGGAAAUUACGAUCUCCCAAAACACUGCGAUAACAAUGAAGUCUUGAAAGCUCUUUGUGUUGAAGCUGGUUGGAUUGUUGAACCAGAUGGUACAACUUAUCGCAAGGGAUGUAAGCCGAACCCAUGUGAGAUCGGAGGAACUUCAACCAAUAUUACUCCAUCUUCUUCUCAAAACCCUAGUCCUAAAUCUUCAUACUUUCCAAGCCCAAUCCCAUCUUACCAACCAAGUCCAUCAUCCUCUUCAUUCCACAUUGAUCCCUAUCAAUCUUCUAACAUGUUUGCAUUUCUGCGUAAUUCCAUUCCUUCAUCUCUUCCUCCACUUCGAAUCUCAAACAGUGCUCCUGUUACUCCACCUGUUUCAUCUCCAACUUCAAUGGCUAAGCAGAAAGUUAACUGGGAAGUAACUGCUAAUAACCAUCCUUCUGUGGCCUCACUCAAUUACCCAUUUUUUGCUGCUUCAGCCCCUGCUAGUCCAAUCAGACGCAAGAGAAUGGCUCCAGCUACUAUACCCGAAUGCGAUGAAUCAGAUACUUCUACAGCUGAUUCUAGUCAAUGGAUGAACUUUCAGACAUUUGCACCUGUAAUGGUCCCAAAUUCACCAACUUUUAAUCUUGUAAGACCUGUUGUUGUUGUUGGUCAGCAAAGUUCUGCAGAUGCAGGGUUGAUGGAUCAAAAGGGUAAGAGCAAGGAGAUUGAGUUUGAAAGAAUUCAAGUGAAGCCUUGGGAAGGCGAGAAAAUUCAUGAGAUGGGAAUCGACGAUCUUGAACUCACUCUUGGAAGUGGGAAGACACGAGGUUCGCCCGCCUACUAGUUGUCCCUGAAUUGUUUGUUUUGCAAGUAGAAAUGGCAAAACAAUUGGUUUGGAAAAUUGACUGCUUUGUUGAAUUGCAAAUCUUUAGAACAGUUUGAUUAUUUAUUAUGUGUAAGCUAAAUUUAUUUGAUGUUUGGAUUUGGGUAAUUAAUUGAAAGAGUCUUUUUUUUUCCCUUGGGUUGGA
This is a messenger RNA of Impatiens glandulifera, 1249 nucleotides long. Its product is annotated as protein BRASSINAZOLE-RESISTANT 1-like. The transcript has 2 exons. NCBI's taxonomy places the organism in Eukaryota, Viridiplantae, Streptophyta, Magnoliopsida, Ericales, Balsaminaceae. Gene Ontology annotation, biological process: brassinosteroid mediated signaling pathway; DNA-templated transcription. The record is from RefSeq and is a predicted model, not a curated record. Bases 91 to 1065 code for a protein of 324 amino acids. Gene Ontology annotation, molecular function: DNA-binding transcription factor activity.